Messenger RNA from Fusarium verticillioides 7600, 2001 nucleotides. RefSeq lists its product as hypothetical. The record is from RefSeq and is a predicted model, not a curated record. Bases 1 to 2001 code for a protein of 666 amino acids. NCBI's taxonomy places the organism in Eukaryota, Fungi, Ascomycota, Sordariomycetes, Hypocreales, Nectriaceae. Gene Ontology annotation, molecular function: oxidoreductase activity. The transcript is spliced from 8 exons.
AUGGACAAUAUCAACAAUGCUCAUAAAGAGGGGGCUGUAAUCGGCCUCCGCGAGGUUGCAGGCGUAGGAGAACGCCUCGACAUCGACGUCAUGUUGAUGACGCAGCCGGACACCUUCAAUUUGUUUCUCAUCGCCUUGAUGGAGCUUCAGGACAUGAAGGAGAAGAACAAGGAGAUAACAUGGACACCUGACCCUGGCUAUUCCUUCACCUCGGAUGAUAUCAUGUCUUGGUACCAGAUUGCUGGUAUACAUGGCCUGCCAGCCGAAGAUUGGGCUGGAGAAAAGGAUCGUGGGAAGACAAAGCGUGAUAUCACGAGAGAUGGCGAUGGCUACUGUGCCCAUUCCACCCCAACCUUUGCGCUGUGGCAUCGACCUUACCUUGCCAUGCUUGAGCAAACUAUCUUUCGUCAGGUCGAUAACAUCGCCAAGCGAUUUUCUGAGUCUCCCGACGUGUCAGACGAAGAUAAGAAAAAAUACAAGGCUGCCGCUAAGAAGUUUCGACUUCCUUACUGGGACUAUUAUCGUCCCAGAGGGGGGCCGGUCACCUUCUCAGGAGUGAAGAGGGUUAUGGUCAAGCGUCUGCCCGACAACAAGCUCAUUGAGAUGCCUAACCCGUUUUUCCAAUUCGAAUUUGACAAGAGCGGCUCGGACAGAAUUGACUGGACGUUUUCUCAGCUCGAGCGAACAUGUCGUCACGGAGGUUCCGAACCGUACAAUACCAGCUUACUUAACACGAGGCUGAAUGAAGUUCGAGAAGAUCAGACGCGUGCCUGUCUUGCCAUGAUCGAGGACAAGGUCUACAGUAACUUCAAAGCAUUUUCGACUGACGCCAUCAUGGACCCUGACAUUGGUCCCACAAAAGCUUUGCGAAAGACCACCGGAUCGAUUGAGGGAUUUCAUAAUGCCUACCACGGGUACAUAGGUGGGUUUGCAGGAAACCCGAAGGAUAAGAUUACAGGUGGCCACAUGGGCAGUGUUCCUGUGGCCGGGUUUGAUCCGAUUUUCUGGAUUCAUCAUUGUCAAAUUGAUAGAAUAUUCGCUAUCUGGCAGGCUGCCAAUAUUGAUGAUGACGACAAGCAUUGGUUCAAUGAGUUGCCAGGUGCGGAAUUCCAAGCUUUGGGCGGCGCAAGCCUCCACCCAUUCCGCAAGUGGCCUAUCAAGCCGGCCAAGGAAGACAGGUAUUGGACUUCCGAUUCAGCCAAGCAUACCGAUACACUCGGAUACACCUAUGCUGAAACUGCCGGUGGAAAGAAAGGUGAUCAAGUUCGCAACGAGUUCACGAGGAAAUAUGGCUGGAGCCGAAGACUCCUUGCCAAUGAAGAGAUUGGGGUACCCCCGAAGGACAUGAUGCCUUUAGACGUUUCUAAAGCUCAAGUCUUCUUUGGCUUACCUUCUGAUGAUCUGUUCACGCCUCUGAUCCCGCCGCCAAUCCAGCCAAGGGCGGAGCAAAAGGUCCUGGCAGCAUCAACCUCAUCAACCCACUUCUCUCAAGAGUGGUACAUCGACGUCGUUGUCGAGAGGAUGGCUUUAAAUGGAUCUUACACCAUUUUCUAUAUUAUCGGUGAUGUUGACGGCCAUUCUGGUAUGGAAUGGUCUUCCCUCCCAGGCUUUGUCGGCAUUUCGCAUAUCUUCACCUCAAGCACCGAGGUUUGCGAGAACUGUUCAGACCAGGAGCGGCAAGCUCAGCUUGUUACUAGCACGACUCCCAUGACGUCGUUGUUACUCGACUAUGUCAAAAUUCGGCAGUUGGAUAGUCUGAGCCCAGAACAUGUUGAGCAAUUCCUCAUCGACAAGUUGAAGUGGCGUGUUCAGACUAUUGACGGCAAGAUCAUUGACCCUAGACGCUUGGAUAGAGAUUAUACGAUGAAGCUCGGAAUCAGCCGCAAGAUUGCACCCUUGCCCGGGCAGGACGGGGAGGUUCGGUACACUUUUCAUCCUGAGAUCAUCGACACCAUCAUCAAUAACUCCUCACCUGAAAGUACAACCUUGGCAGCUCAGUAG